AUGUCUGAAACUUGGUUUGACACUAAUCUCGACGUUUGGAUCAAUGCCAUCCAAGAUCAUACGUUCAAAACUCGGAUGGUUGCUCUCUCACACGAUGAAAUUUGUGCCAUCAUCAGUGAGAAUGAGUAUUUUACUUUGGAGGAGAAUGAACAAUUGAAACAUUCGAUCGGAAUGGAUUUGAUGAACUUUGAUGCAGAAAAAAAGAAGAAUAUUUUGAAACAAUUAGAAGAGUCGAUCGAUCAUGAAAUUCAACAACUUGUGUCCAGUAAUUCCUCCGAUGAAGUAUAUUGUUUCAUUAAAUUAUCAUGCCGAUCUCCAAAAGAUGCAUUCGCCGUUUGUGAUAAGAUGAAAGCCAUCUUUGAAGAAAAGAUCAAUCAAUUAAUUCAAAAGAACUCUUCACAGAAACUUCCUUCAGAGAAUGAGAGAUUAAUAGCAGUGAACGAAGCUUUUAUUCAAUCCAUGAAAGUGAAAAGUUUUGCUGAGGAAUUUUAUUACUUUAAAAAAGAAUGGGUCGAGAUUCCUGUUGAACAUGAAUUUAGAUCUUUUGUGAAAAAUGGAAAACUGACAGCCAUCUCUCAAUAUUUUGAUACAUGCUACUUUCCUGAACUCGUUCAGCACUCCUCUGAAAUUAAGGAGAAAUUAAUUGAGUUUUUUAAUACGAACAUUUCUUGUGCGAUACCGAUUAAGGAUUAUAUUUGUGACUUGGCCAUUGCCAGAGAUGGAAAAAUUUAUGUUGUGGAAUUGAAUCCAUUUUCUUCUACAACUGAUGCUUGUUUAUUUAGUUGGUCUAAGGAUUCGUCUAUUUUAAAUGGAGUUCAUUCACAAAGUGUCGAAAUGAGAGUCAGAAAGAAGGAAGAAAAACAUUUGAAACAUGAAAUUCUUUCGGUUUGGAUUCCCUUUGUUGUCGUGGAAAAUAGGAAAGAAUAA
Messenger RNA from Naegleria lovaniensis, 927 nucleotides. RefSeq lists its product as uncharacterized. NCBI's taxonomy places the organism in Eukaryota, Heterolobosea, Eutetramitea, Acrasida, Naegleriidae. The transcript is spliced from 4 exons. Bases 1 to 927 code for a protein of 308 amino acids. The record is from RefSeq and is a predicted model, not a curated record. Gene Ontology annotation, cellular component: cytoplasm.